Capsicum annuum is the source of this 1414-nucleotide messenger RNA. Its product is annotated as ribonuclease H2 subunit A. Gene Ontology annotation, cellular component: ribonuclease H2 complex. The coding region runs from base 141 to 1031 and encodes 296 amino acids. NCBI's taxonomy places the organism in Eukaryota, Viridiplantae, Streptophyta, Magnoliopsida, Solanales, Solanaceae. The record is from RefSeq and is a predicted model, not a curated record. Gene Ontology annotation, biological process: DNA replication, removal of RNA primer; mismatch repair. Gene Ontology annotation, molecular function: RNA-DNA hybrid ribonuclease activity; RNA binding. The transcript is spliced from 8 exons.
AAAAUGAUUCAAUUACCAUACAUUAAGGACCACUUUUCUAAUAACAUCAGCUUUCCACUGAAGAGUGAAAAAUCUCUCCCAACUAUUCACAUUCAGCACUUUGUGGCGGGAAGUGAGCAGAUCGGGCCGGCGGAGGGAAAAUGGGUAGUUUGGGGCAGCUGCCAAUUUGGGGGUCCAAGCCAUGUAUAAUGGGUAUUGAUGAAGCUGGUCGCGGUCCUGUUUUAGGGCCAAUGGUCUAUGGAUGCCUGUAUUGUGCAAGCUCAUACCAGAAGACUCUUUCCACUUUACAAUUUGCAGAUUCAAAGACUUUGAAAGAAGAGAAGAGGGAAGAAUUAUUCGAGGAAUUGAAAACAAAUGAAUCGAUUGGAUGGGCAGUUGAUGUUAUAGAUCCUAGAGAUCUCUCUGCCAAGAUGUUAAAGAAAAACAAAAUAAAUCUUAAUGAAAUAUCACAUAAUUCUGCGAUUGGCCUCGUAAGGAAGACACUGGACCUUGGUGUUCUUUUAACUGAGGUUUAUGUGGAUACUGUUGGUGAUCCUGAAAAGUAUAGAGUGAAGCUAUCUGAAAUAUUUCCAGCAAUCAAAUUUGUUGUUGCAAAAAAAGCUGACAGUCUUUACCCCGUCGUAAGUGGAGCUAGUAUUGUUGCAAAGGUUACUAGGGACCGAGCCUUGCGGGAUUGGGUGCUUGAUGAAUCUGCUGAGAACAUGCAAAGGAACUUCGGAUCUGGAUAUCCUGGAGAUCCUGAGACAAAAGCUUGGCUGGAUAAUCACAAGCACGCGGUUUUUGGGUUCCCAACCUUGGUCCGUUUCAGCUGGGGAACAUGUAAUGCAUACUCCAAGGAUAGUGUUGACGUAGUAUGGGAAGCUGAUGCCGAUGAAGAUGAAUCCAACGGAAGAGCUAGUAAGCGGCAGGUGAAGCUAACAGAUAUUGGUUUCACAGGUGUAAAGAGGAAAAGUGAAGACAUUGAGUCAAGUGGUAAAGGCCGUUGCAAAUUCUUCCAAGCUCGUAAACUUGAGCUCCUCGCACAGUUUUGAAGGACACAAAACACAUUUACGGAUAGGAUGAGAAAUGUUGCUUCAAAAUGAAUUCAUCUGGCAUUAACUAGGACAGUGAAAUUGAUUCCCUUAGAUCAUCCUUCCAGUAUGAUUGUUGGAUUAGCUAGUUAACCUGUGAGCCGAUCGAAAGAAAUGUUUUACCAGAUUUGUAACUUGAUUAUUGUGAUAACAACUUUUAAGGAUAAUGUGUACUUGUUCUCUAUGGCUCCCACGGUGGUGUCUGAUGUAUCUUUCUACUAAUUUGCUUCUACCUUUAGGUACUUGGAUACAAUAGGGAUACUUCAACCUCAUUGAGGAAUUCUGCACUCUGCUUUAGUUUAUGAUGUGCGUUUAAAUUGGAAGUAUGCAUCAUUCUUUUUUCA